GGCUGAGCCGUCCCCUGUACGAGUCAUGAACACUUUCAUGGAGAUGACGGGGUCUCCGGAUCCAGCAAAAGUGAUGCAGAUGCUGCAGAGUAUGGGCCCUGAAGACCAGGAGCGAAUCAUGGAACAUGCCAUGAAUUUUAUGAAUCGUGGCAUUGAGAAGUCUCCAGCGGAAGAGCGAACUCAGUUCAGAAAGGAUCGUGAAAAAUUCAAGGCUGCAGCGGCUGAAAUCAAUUCUCAGCAGCUGCAUUCAAUCAACAUUCGACACUCCUUUGACACCAAACCCAGCUCUGGUAGUCGAAAAGGAUCUUUGGUUCCCACGACGGUAAAAGAUCUGUCGCUGGGAACCACCCAUCGAGGGAAGAUUCUGGAAGGGACUAUCUGCGAAGACCCAAUCUUCACUGGAUCGUCUGUUUUCUUGCUGGAGGACCGUCAGGGAGGCGUGAUCAAAGUUGCAGUCUACAACAUCCCUGACGCAAGUUGGCCCGUGACUGAGCACAUCUUCUUCAAGGGAAGGACCUUGGCAGUCCAAGAGCCUUACUACAAACAAUUCAUGGACGGCUCCUUGGGCAUCCGCGUAGAUGAUCCUUCAGAGAUCGUUGAUGCAUCAAGUGCCUCCAGCCCAAGCGACUUCAAAACCCUAGGAAACAAAUGUUUCCAAGCGAAAGAGCAUCAACAGGCCUUGGAUUUCUACAAAAAAGCGCUUGAGGCAGCCUCCAAGCCUCGCCAAGAACUAUCCAUUCUCUGCAGCAACAGAUCACUUUGCCAGAUGAAAUUGGGCAACCACUUGCUGGCUGUCGCCCUUUCAGGUGCUGCAACUCACUUGGAUUCUGGUAAUGCAAAGGCGAAACAUCGUUUGAAGCAGGCCGUUGAGAAGCAAGGCCUCAACUCCACACAGUGGGCGCGGCAAGAAGGAGUGGUGGCAUGGUCUCAACUGCAGGAGGA
This is a messenger RNA of Cladocopium goreaui, 942 nucleotides long. The record is from the annotation of a GenBank genome assembly. Lineage: Eukaryota; Dinophyceae; Suessiales; Symbiodiniaceae.